GGUGGCAGUCUGUGACCGGCAGCGGCAGUGGCGGUAACAGCGGCAGUGUGCACUGUGCAGCGUGUGUGGAGUGCAGUGAUCGGUCUGCACGAAUUGGUCGGUGAACGGAAGAGCGAGCUGACCGUCAGAGGUGCGGGCUCUACGUGCUCUCCUCCAAAAUCUCAGAGUGCGAUGUGCGCGCGGCGGCCGGCGCUGGCGGAGCUGCUGGUGCUGCUCACCCUGCUCGUCUCGGCGGCCCGGUGCCGCCCUCAGUCCGGUGACGGUGCCGACUCCCCCGCCGUCCACCCGGGCGGCUACCACAGCACGCUGCUGCAGUACCUCUCGGGGCUGCAGCAGGCCGUCCGGCCACCCGCCCUCACUGAGCCGACCACCGCUCGGCCGCGGGCCGGCCCGUCCCCGCGGCCUCCGCAGGGGCCGCCCCGGGCACCCCAGCUGCCGCCCAAGCGGCUCACCCCGCCGGCGGUGCAGUCCAGCUUCCAGCAGGGCCAGUUUCAGCAGGUGCAGCCUUCGUUUGCUCAGCCGGCGUCACAGCAGACGUUCCAAGCAAAUCAGCAGCGCUUCCAGCAAACUCGGCCGAACACUCAGCAGACAUUUCAGCAAAGUCAGCCGGCCUUCCAACAAAGUCAGCCGGCCUUCAAACAAAGUCAGCCGACGUUCCAGCAAAGUCAGCCAGCGUUUCAGCAAAGUCAGCCAGUAUUUCAGCAAAGUCAAACGUUCCAGCAGAACCAACAAACUUCUCAACGAAAUCAGCAAGGAUUCCAGCAGAACCAACAAAGAUUCCCACAAAAUCAGCAGUCGUCCUUCUUCGCGCAGCCAACUCAGCAGUUUCAGCGACCAACUCAGCAGUUCCAGCAGCCAGCCCAACAGUUCCAGCAGCCAGCUCAGCAGUUCCGGCGGUCAUCACAGCAGUUUCAGCAGCCGACCCGGCAGAGUGCACCGGGCACUCGACCCAGUAACAUUUUCCUUUCCCAAGGGAGCCGACCGUUCCCUAACAACGUCUUCCUGCAGGGUAGGUAGCGGCCUGGAUUUAAUGCAUUUCAGCAUGCAGUAGACGGUUAGGGUGUUAACUCGUAUGUUUAGUACCUACACACUACGAGAAGUGAUAUUUUGUGCAUGGCCGUGGCGUCGUGACGAACUCUUAUGUGACGAAGUGUAGUCGUGCUUUAUCGUUUGCUUUGUUUUGUUUACAUCGUAUGAAGUUAUCCGUGUGAUCUUUAUUCGUAGCAUUUUAACAUCACACUCAAUACUAACCAAGUCGUGAAUAAAAUGCAUCUUGGCAGUAACAUUAUGCGUAAUUUGACUGCACAUCGGUUCGACUGUAACGAGUGACGUGCAUGCUUUUCAGGGCCUCACUAUAAGUGUGUAAACGAUAAUGCCUUUUGUAUGUUUUUCUUCAUCGAAUAGUUCCUGUCUGGGAAAUAUGCCUUCACCGUUUGCAUUAUUUGAUGAAUUUGUAUGCAGCCUGUGUGCUGGUUUCCUGACAAUGUGCAGGGCCAGGCUAUGACAGAUUGAUAGGUGUAUGGCGAGGAACAUCAGCUGGUAUGACGUGUAUCAUGUUUUAAGCAUCUGCAGUUGGCGAUUUAUGUCGUGCAUUAUUCAUAUCGUAUAAUUUGCAUCCUUUGUUUCCUCUCGUUGCACUGUGCAGCGCGCAUCAUAUGUAUAGUUGUGGUUUGGGCAUCUGCCAGCACUGUAGGGAUGUAUAUGUUUGUGCACAUGUCGUUGUUUCCAUCCGUCAGUCGCUAUCAGUUGUCUGACAACUGAAACUACAGAUUUGUCGGAAAAUACAAGGCCACGUAUAUGUAGACAA
This is a messenger RNA of Amphibalanus amphitrite, 1807 nucleotides long. Its product is annotated as gamma-gliadin-like. Lineage: Eukaryota; Metazoa; Arthropoda; Thecostraca; Balanomorpha; Balanidae. The coding region runs from base 172 to 1017 and encodes 281 amino acids. The transcript has 2 exons. The record is from RefSeq and is a predicted model, not a curated record.